AUGCCGCACGCUGCAAAUCCACCUCUCCCCGUUCCUCUAUAUGUCAACGACGGGCUGUUAGAACCUGAGCAAGUUGGCUCUCUCCGUCACUCGUCGCCGCAUGAACCUUUGGAGGACCUACGUCAGCGGUACAAAAAUGAUGGUUAUCUUUUCUUGAAAAACCUCCUGCCGCGGGAAGACGUACUCAAGGCUAGAGAGGCAUAUUUUACCCUUUUAGCCCCUAGCGGCGUGCUUGCACCCGGAACUCCUCCUGUAGAAGGGGUGUUCGAUAAGGAGAAAGAUAAAUUGAAUUUCCCAGGAAUGUAUGUAAGGCAUCUUAAUUGUACUCUCCUUAUCCUGUUCCAUGGUAAUACCUAUCUGAAAGAAUGCUUCUUCACUAGCUCUCCGAAUCCUACGUUCGGAGCUGGUUCAACUGAUGCGAACGGGCGUCCUCGCGGAGGUCUUUUUGUUGAUCUCGCAUUGCAAGCCCAUGAGGAACCUUGGUAUAAAGAUGAAUUUUGUAAACAUCCAACGCUCCAUUCGUUUAUCAGCAAGUUCACAGGAUGGGGUGAUAAUACUCUCGGUCUGACCAGGUCCCUUUUGAGAAACAACACGCCGCAAAACAAAGCAAUAGGUGUACAUUACGACCAGAUUUUCCUCCGAUAUGGUGAGGAUACUAGUAUGACUGCUUGGAUACCUAUGGGCGAUGUCGCCUUAGACGGCGGUGGUCUCAUUUACCUAGAAGGGGGCCAUACUCUUGGUCAAGAUAUCGAGGCAUCUUUCUAUGAUCUUGCUGAGAAGACCGGGCUUUCCGAAGAAGAGACAAGGAAUGCAUUUAAUAAAAAUAUGAUGAGUGGAGGGCUACUUGCAGACGGGCCAAAGGAGUUUUCUGAGGCGCAUAGACGAAAAUGGCUUGCUGCGAACUACGAGGCUGGAGACGUUGUUCUUCAUACACCGUACACGAUUCACGCCUCGACAAUUAAUAAGGACCCGAAGAACAUUAUUCGUCUUGGUACGGAUCUGAGAUUUGUCGACUCUUCUCGGCCGUACGAUAAGCGUUGGUUAAAUGUAUACACGUUCGGAGAUGGUGUAUAG
Molecule: messenger RNA, 1074 nt
Organism: Daldinia childiae
Lineage: Eukaryota; Fungi; Ascomycota; Sordariomycetes; Xylariales; Hypoxylaceae
Product: putative phytanoyl- hydroxylase protein
Exons: 5
Coding region: 1-1074 (357 amino acids)
Source: RefSeq, a predicted model, not a curated record